AGAGACAGCAGCGUUUCACGAAGAGAUGUGACCAAACAACACAUCCUAAACCAGCUUCUGUCCGAUUAGCGUUUCGCAAGAUAGCUUUGAAAAACACCGACGCGCUGCCGUUCAGACGUAGACACUGCCUAAAGAUCAAGUGCCAAAUGCCAAGACUAGAGGAGCACUGCUGGAGCUGCUCCUGUUCAUCGACUGUAAAGACUCAGGAUCUGUCGAGCGCCCGGUGGAUUGUUUGUAAAUCAGGAGAGAUGAUGUCCAUCAUAACCUCAGUCCUGGGACACGCAUACGGCUCUCUGCACAGCCUCCAGUCCGCUAAUUUAAUACGACGGGGGCUCGUGUUGUUUAUAGUCGGAGUAGUUCUCGCCUUGGUGCUGAACUUACUCCAGAUCCAGAGAAACGUUACAUUGUUUCCAGAGGAAGUGCUGGACACGCUGUUUUCGUCGGCUUGGUGGAUCCCCCUCUGCUGUGGGACAGCUGCUGCUGUGGUUGGUCUCUUGUACCCCUGCUUGGACCAUCAUCUUGGAGAACCGCACAAGUUUAAGCGGGAGUGGGCCAGUGUGAUGCGCUGCAUUGCUGUUUUUGUGGGCAUCAAUCACGCCAGUGCUAAACUGGACUUUGCCAAUAAUGUGCAGCUUUCACUAACUCUGGCUGCCCUGUCUCUGGGCCUCUGGUGGACGUUUGACCGCUCCAGGAGUGGCUUCGGUCUAGGGCUGACCACUGCUUUUCUAGCCACCCUCAUUGCUCAGCUGCUGGUCUACAAUGGCAUCUACCAGUAUACAUCUCCAGACUUCUUGUAUGUACGUUCAUGGCUGCCUUGUAUAUUCUUCUCUGGUGGAGUGACCGUUGGAAACAUCGGCCGACAGCUAGCUAUGGGCUCAACUGAAAAGCCUCAUAAUGACUAAGUGGGUGCCCGAGGUCAUGAAGUGAGCUUCAAAGAGUGCCAAAACAGAGGGCCUUCAAACUGAGACUCAGUAUUGGGUGUUCCUGUUUCUGUCCAAGCAUAACUUUUGCUGUUAAUUAUACUCCUCUUUAUAAUGAUGCAAGAAAUCAAAGAGCAGGUUGGUCUGAAUUGGCCCGGUGUGCCAUGAACAGCCAAAAGAAUCCCCCUGGCAUUCAUCACUACCAUCAGCGUUACAGCUCCUUGCAGUAGUGUUACUGGUAACAGCAGUCUCCUUAUUACCUUGCUGCUGGAGUGCCACUAUUGGACUGUAUGAGAUCAUAACUAGCUUCACUUUCACUGAAGGUGAAAGAGUGAAAAGUAGUGGUGAAACUUUGUGUAUACGAGUGUGUGUGUGCUGGUCCCUGUGGAUAAGGCCAGGGGAAAAAAGGUGGUGUGCACAAAAGAACCAAAAGAGAAAUCAAAGGGAAAAAAUUAAGACAAAAUACCUAAACUAUCCAAAGAGGUCUGUGUACUGUCUAUAUAGGAUUUGUUGUAGUUUUAUUAAAAAAAAAAAAAAAACUCAGCGCUGCGAGUCUCUCGUAAAGACUGACCACCUUGAGUGUUAUGUUGAGUACCAGAGAGAGGUUUGAUUUGCCAAUCACAUUUGUGCCGACUGGUUAGUGUAGUAUAUUGACUGAAUUGAUUGUGUUUUUAUCAUACUUUGUUGCUAAUGCAGACCAAAAGUAAAACUAGAAACACUGGUUUUCAAGAAAUUAAGUGGCACCUUGAAAUAAGAAUCAUACGUAAGUUAAAACAUCAAGGCUUAAUUUGUAUUAAUGUAAACUCACAAAAAUGGUGUAAAGUCAAUUUAAAGGUUUUUAAAUCAAAAGGUUGUAAACUUGGGAUAACUAAACGUUCAGAAGAUAUUUUUACUGUGGCCUCAAGGGUUUGCAAUCUGUGAUUGCCUUUGUAUUAUAGAAUUAAGUGCUUUUGUCACUUCCUCUCCAGUACAGAGUACUUUCUCUCUACUUUAUUCAUUAUGUAUUGCUUAUCACCUGUAGCUGAUUCUAUUUCUAAUAUAAGAGGAAUCACUGGGCUAGCGUAGGUUUGGGGGUCUUAGCAAAUGAAGUGCAAUCAGUUUCUGUGAGUCUGGUAUUCUUUCAUAUUUAUUACUUUAUAAUGUUAAGGUACUCCAGACGACUCAUAUGCAGUAUAGCAACAUACCAGCAAUAAACGCAUUGUUUAUACAUAUAUGUGAAGAUGUAAUAUGACAGCAGACGCUUUUUUUUUUAAAAGAAGUCACACACAAUAUAAUAUUGCAGAUGAUACCAAUGAUCAUAUUCACUGGGAGAAAAAACACCAUGUUCUGUGUCUUUACUAGCAGUAGUAAAUUGGAAAAAUCAUUUUAAGAAAAUGCUGUGUGUUGUAUUUUGGGAAUGUCUGAAGAAGAACAUGAGGGAAUGUUUUAAAACGUUGCUCUCAGGAGUAAGAGGCUCUUUCUGAACCUCUGGGCCUUAGGGAAGGAGAGAUGUUAAACUGAAUGAAAGCUUUAUUUUGAGGGGAGUGAGAAAUGCGAUAAUGUGUUUCUAGGAGGGAGUGUACCCUGUGUGUCUUUACCAUUUCAUUUAUACUGUUUUAGGUUCAAUGAAUGAAAUUCAAUAAAAUCGUGUGUUGUACAA
Molecule: messenger RNA, 2559 nt
Organism: Carassius carassius (crucian carp)
Lineage: Eukaryota; Metazoa; Chordata; Actinopteri; Cypriniformes; Cyprinidae
Gene: insig1
Product: insulin induced gene 1
Exons: 6
Coding region: 147-902 (251 amino acids)
Biological process (GO): SREBP-SCAP complex retention in endoplasmic reticulum; cholesterol biosynthetic process; cellular response to insulin stimulus
Cellular component (GO): SREBP-SCAP-Insig complex; endoplasmic reticulum
Source: RefSeq, a predicted model, not a curated record